This is a messenger RNA of Lichtheimia ornata, 357 nucleotides long. RefSeq lists its product as uncharacterized. The record is from RefSeq and is a predicted model, not a curated record. The transcript has a single exon. The coding region runs from base 1 to 357 and encodes 118 amino acids. Gene Ontology annotation, molecular function: protein binding. NCBI's taxonomy places the organism in Eukaryota, Fungi, Mucoromycota, Mucoromycetes, Mucorales, Lichtheimiaceae.
AUGACUAAAGACGCAUCUUUUGAUCGAUUUAUCGAGCUUCCUCACGAUGUUCUUUCCUCUAUCCUUGCUGAGCUUCAUGUCCUUGAUCUCUAUCAAUGUAUCCUUACAUGUCACUCAUGGUACAACACUAUCCUGAUGAUUUCAGGAACCAUAUCCGGAGAACAAUGCGAGGCUGUUGUUUAUUGCAAGCCAUAUUAUGAUUCCUGGUACUUGGGCGAAUUGGGCCUUUAUAGCUUGUUUUCUCGACCACCGCCAGUGGUUGUCAUUGGGCCACGUUGUUCACAGCAAGAUCAAGUGUUUCAUCACCUAUCAUUGAUAUCCAGAAAGGCUCCUGAUUUGAAAGCACUAGGUUUGUGA